CUACUUACAAUGGAACACGUGCGGCGUGUUUCUAUAUUAUUCAUUCUCUUUCAGUAGCUGGACUGCAAUGCAAAUGCAAUAUCAUUUGUAAGAACUUCAGAAAUCUCUUCAUUCGACAGCAAUAAUGGAGGUUCUUCCAGCCCUUGCCCACCCCACAAACACCGUAAUAUUCUUUCCGGCACCGCCGCCGAUCUAUUUCCGUUACGUACCUGUCUUGCCACCGAUCAUAACUUCUUGCCGCCAAAAACCUAUCCCUAAACCUACAAAAAGGACCAUCACCGUCAGAUGGCACCCUCCACCUGUCGGUUGGGUGAAAGUUAAUGUUGAUGGGAGUUCCAAAGGAAACCCAGGAGAAUCAGCCGCCUCAGCCAUUUGCCGAUCGAGCGAAGGGAAGUGGAUAUUCGGGUGUACUACCAGAAUAGGUUUUACAAAUAGUUUCAUGGCUGAGGUUUGGGGUAUCGUGCAGGGUCUGACCAUGGCUUGGAAUUCUGGUUUUAGGAAAGUAAUUCUAGAGUCCGAUUGUUUGGCUGCGGUUAACAGAGUCCUGGGAGAAGAUUACCAAGACCCCAAACAUUUGUGCAGCCAUUUGAUUCUUGCUUGCAGGCAGCUACUAAAGAGGGAUUGGAUUUGCCAAGUGAGGCACGUCUACAGGGAAGCCAACUUCUGUGCAGAUUUCUUGGCUUCCAAUUUUCGGCAUUUGCCAAUGGGUCGAAACUAUUUCAUCGCACCUCCACCUGAGCUGGAAAAAUUGAUGGAGGAAGAUCUAGUUGGACCGGGUACAACUAGGAUCAUAAAGUGUUAGUUUUGGUUUUUAUUGAAACAUCUACUGAAGCAAAAUGUAAUUCUUAGUGUUAACACCUUAAUUAGUUCUACAAAAUGCAUAUGCAUGCGUUAAUUUUUUGUUAAACUUUUGUUCUACAUUGCAGAUAUGUAUUCAUUUUUUGAUGAGUUUAAAUGGAAAUGUUUGUUGAUUUGUUAGAGUUAAAUGAAAAUGUUACUACUUU
Molecule: messenger RNA, 1004 nt
Organism: Rubroshorea leprosula
Lineage: Eukaryota; Viridiplantae; Streptophyta; Magnoliopsida; Malvales; Dipterocarpaceae
Source: the annotation of a GenBank genome assembly